Molecule: messenger RNA, 2196 nt
Organism: Helianthus annuus (common sunflower)
Lineage: Eukaryota; Viridiplantae; Streptophyta; Magnoliopsida; Asterales; Asteraceae
Product: ABC transporter B family member 29, chloroplastic
Exons: 10
Coding region: 150-2030 (626 amino acids)
Biological process (GO): transmembrane transport
Cellular component (GO): membrane
Molecular function (GO): ATP hydrolysis activity; ATP binding; ABC-type transporter activity
Source: RefSeq, a predicted model, not a curated record
AGUGGUGGUCGUUGACACUGGUGUGACACUGGUAUAAUUUGUCACCUUUUUACGCCCCUGUCAGUAUUGCCGGAAUCAUCAUCGUCGCCGGUGGUUUUCCUUCGAGAAUAACAAUCGUUUCAGUUCUUCAACAAAACCACCUUCACACGAUGAUCCUUUUACUCCCACACUCAUAUUCAUUCCCCAAAUUCACCCCUAUAAACCCUAACCCUAACCUCAUCAUCACCACCACCACCACCAAUAACCCACACUUCACAUACCGCAAUCAUCUCACUUCCAUAUCAUCUUCACUCCGUUCAAUUCACCCAAAGCCAAACCCUAACCCUAACCUACUCACCUCACUCAAACCCUACGUUCAAUCCGAAUGGAAAACAAUCAUCAACGGCUGGAUUUGCAGCGCUGUUUCAGUCUAUACAUUAUCCAAAAUUGUUCCAAAAGUUGGUAAACUAUCUGCCGUGACGAGUGUUGAACAGUUGAGGACCGAGGGUUUGGUGAUUGGGGGACUGUGGUUGGUUCGGUUGGUUGCGAAUUAUAUGCAGCAGUCGUUGAUUUGGGAAGCGGCGUUGAAAUCGGUGUAUCGGGUUAGGGUUUAUGUGUUUGAGAGGGUUUUGAGGAGGGAGUUAGGGUUUUGGGAAGGGGGGGAGGGGAAGAUGGUUGGAGAUGUGAGUUAUAGGAUUACUGCUGAGGGUUCUGAUGUUGCUGAUACUGUUUUUGCUUUGUUGAAUACAGUUGUACCCAGUUCACUGCAGCUAUUUGCAAUGGCGACUCAGAUGGUGGCUAUCAGCCCUGUUCUCUCAUUCGUUUCUGCCUUGGUGAUUUCUUUGAUGGCAUUGGUAAGUGCAUAUUUUGGUGAAGAGCUUCGUGAAGUAUCAACUAAAGCAAAUUUAAGUAUUGCAGCUGUUUCGGCUUAUUUGAAUGAGGUCCUGCCAGCUAUUCUAUUUGUGAAGGCAAACAACGCAGAAUACAACGAGUGUAUGAGAUUCAAGAGACUUGCACAUGAUGACUUAUAUAAACGUUUAAAUAAAAAAAGAAUGAAGACAUUGGUUCCACAAAUAGUGCAGUUAACCUUGUUCGCGGUGCUACUUGCGAUAUUUGUCGGCUCAUCUAUUGCUGCAAGUGAUUUGUCAAGUGUAAUUUCGUUCAUAACGUCAUUGGUUCUCUUGAUUGAACCAAUUCAGGAUGUGGGAAAAGCGUACAACGAGCUAAAACAAGGAGAGCCUGCUAUCGAACGCUUGUUUCAACUAUCAAGUUUUAAACCCAAGGUAACUAAGGAAAUAAACGAAGUUCGUGUAGAGUCUGUUGCAGGAGAAGUAAAAUUCUGUAACGUAUCAUUUGCAUAUGGUGAUAGCACGCCUCUUAUUUUAAACAAAUUGGAUCUUUAUAUAAAAGCUGGUGAGACAGUUGCUCUUGUGGGGCCCUCAGGUGGCGGAAAAACCACCCUUGUGAAAUUACUUCUUCGCCUAUACGAUCCUUUAUCUGGUCAUAUUCUUAUCGAUAGCCAUAACAUUCAGAGUCUCUCUUUGGAAAGUUUAAGGACACAUGUUGGACUUGUCACUCAGGACACAACACUUUUUUCAGGGACAAUUGCUGAAAACAUUGGGUACAGAGAUCUGUUGACGAAAAUUGAUAUGGAGAAAGUCAAACACGCAGCACAAAUUGCGAAUGCGGUUGAAUUCAUUGAAUCACUACCUGAAGGAUAUGCAACGAAUAUUGGACCUAGAGGCUCACUUUUAAGUGGUGGUCAAAGGCAAAGAUUGGCUAUUGCAAGAGCUCUAUAUCAAAAUCCUUCUAUUCUGGUUUUAGAUGAAGCAACUUCAGCUCUCGAUACCCGGUCUGAGAUGUUGGUUCGACAAGCUUUGCAACGAAUAAUGAAAGAUAGAACAGUUAUUGUCAUUGCACAUCGUUUGGAAACUGUUCUAAUGGCUGAACGGGUUUUUCUUCUAAAGGAAGGAAAAGCGCAAGAGAUUUCUCGUUCGUCUCUUCAAGAUGAUCGACAUGAUUCGUUGGCGUCAAGUGGCCUUGUGAUUUAGGUAGUGUUUUGUUUAUGGGAAUGAGAAUGAAAUGAAGGUUUUUGGGUGGUGGUGAGUACGUUUUGUUUUGUUUUUUUUUUUUUUUUUUAUUAUUAUUAUUAUUUUUUUUUUUGUGUAGUGGGUUUUUUUAGUGCUAAUCUUAUCAUCUAUAUGUUGCUUAUUAUUU